UGUACUUGACGGGCAUCAAUCCAAUUCAGCAUCAUGCCGAGUAUUGCAUGAGCAAGUCCAUCAGAGACUCUUCUGGAACACUUGCUGCGAGAGCACAUGAUCUCGACACAAACACUCAAUGCGAGAUCCGAGGAGGUGACGCUGGACGUAUGGCAUACCUUUCAGCAGACAGAGCCAGUACAAGCUCGCUCAAUGAUGGCGCAGCGCUUGUUUGUGCUGGCCCACACAUGUCGGAGACCGUAUGUCCAAUUGAGGCCUCCCAUCAACGUCUGAUAUGACUCGUUUGAUCCCGCAUCUGCUCGAGUGCAAGCAUCGGUGUUGUCAUGGUUGCAGAUCGCGGUCCCAAUUGCUGCCUGUGGGAUCAAUUGCACGUACGUCGCGGUCUCUGGCAGCUAGAUCGUCCUCGACUAGCCACCGACAAUACACGUAUCGACGACGCUUCCCUGCCAUAGUUUACCUGGGUGCUCCCCCAAUGCCGACCGAGCUCUCAAUGGCUGCGUCUGUCAGACGACCAGCGCCUGGCUCUCCGGUCUUGUGUGAGGUCUUACUCAGUGCUCUUCUGACUCUUGAGAGAGCAGUCUACUCUACUGGGAGUCGGUCAACUGGAUCGCGACCCCUGAUAUCGCCAACUUGCGCUGAGGCAGUCACAAAGGCAGUCACAGGUCAAGGUCGCAGUACAAAAGAAGACUACACAUGUUCCCCUCUCUCUUGUCAGGAAGAGCUGGAGAGGCGAGGUCGGCAGGCAUGCUAUUGUACAGUCGAGGACACUUUGUCAUGAGAGCAGCCUUAGGGCCUCACAGAUGAAGCACCAAGCAUUCGUUA
Protomyces lactucae-debilis is the source of this 822-nucleotide messenger RNA. RefSeq lists its product as uncharacterized. The transcript is spliced from 2 exons. Bases 275 to 778 code for a protein of 167 amino acids. The record is from RefSeq and is a predicted model, not a curated record. Lineage: Eukaryota; Fungi; Ascomycota; Taphrinomycetes; Taphrinales; Protomycetaceae.